This is a messenger RNA of Chaetura pelagica (chimney swift), 1458 nucleotides long. RefSeq names its product solute carrier family 2, facilitated glucose transporter member 1. Gene Ontology annotation, cellular component: basolateral plasma membrane; apical plasma membrane. The record is from RefSeq and is a predicted model, not a curated record. Gene Ontology annotation, biological process: response to insulin; D-glucose transmembrane transport. Lineage: Eukaryota; Metazoa; Chordata; Aves; Apodiformes; Apodidae. The transcript has 9 exons. The coding region runs from base 4 to 1458 and encodes 484 amino acids.
CAGAUGACGGCUCGGCUGAUGCUCGCCGUGGGAGGAGCAGUGCUGGGCUCCCUGCAGUUUGGCUACAACACCGGCGUCAUCAACGCCCCGCAGAAGGUGAUUGAGGACUUCUACAACCGUACCUGGCUGUACAGGUACGAGGAGCCCAUCAGCCCUGCCACCCUCACCACGCUCUGGUCCCUCUCCGUCGCCAUCUUCUCCGUUGGAGGGAUGAUCGGGUCCUUCUCCGUGGGGCUCUUCGUCAAUCGCUUUGGACGGCGCAACUCCAUGCUGAUGUCCAACAUCCUCGCCUUCCUGUCUGCUGUCCUCAUGGGUUUCUCCAAGAUGGCUUUGUCCUUUGAGAUGCUCAUCCUUGGCCGCUUCAUCAUCGGCCUCUACUCUGGCCUCACCACUGGUUUCGUGCCCAUGUACGUGGGUGAAGUGUCACCCACCGCGCUCCGGGGCGCGCUGGGGACCUUCCACCAGCUGGGCAUUGUCUUGGGCAUCCUCAUUGCACAAGUGUUCGGUCUGGACUUGAUCAUGGGAAACGACUCUCUCUGGCCACUGCUCCUGGGGUUCAUCUUCGUCCCUGCCCUGCUGCAGUGCAUCAUCCUGCCCUUCGCCCCCGAGAGCCCCCGCUUCCUCCUCAUCAACCGCAACGAGGAGAACAAAGCCAAGAGUGUCCUCAAGAAGCUGCGAGGCACGACAGAUGUCAGCAGUGACCUCCAGGAGAUGAAGGAGGAGAGCAGGCAGAUGAUGAGGGAGAAGAAGGUCACCAUCAUGGAGCUCUUCCGUUCCCCCAUGUACCGCCAGCCCAUCCUCAUCGCCAUCGUCCUGCAGCUCUCCCAGCAGCUCUCGGGGAUCAAUGCUGUCUUCUACUACUCCACCAGCAUCUUUGAGAAGUCAGGUGUGGAGCAGCCAGUCUAUGCCACCAUUGGCUCUGGUGUGGUGAACACAGCUUUCACAGUCGUUUCGCUCUUUGUGGUGGAACGAGCUGGACGCAGGACUCUCCACCUCAUCGGCCUGGCGGGCAUGGCAGGGUGUGCAGUGCUCAUGACCAUCGCCUUGACACUGCUGGAACAAAUGGCUUGGAUGUCCUACAUCAGCAUCGUGGCCAUCUUUGGGUUUGUGGCCUUCUUUGAGAUCGGCCCAGGCCCCAUCCCUUGGUUUAUUGUGGCAGAACUGUUCAGCCAGGGCCCUCGUCCUGCUGCCUUCGCUGUUGCUGGGCUGUCCAACUGGACCUCCAACUUCAUCGUGGGGAUGGGCUUCCAGUACAUCGCGCAACUCUGCGGCUCCUACGUCUUCAUCAUCUUCACGGUGCUGCUCGUCCUCUUCUUCAUCUUCACCUACUUCAAGGUGCCAGAGACCAAGGGUCGGACCUUCGACGAGAUCGCCUCGGGUUUCCGGCAGGGAGGGACGAGCCAGAGCGACAAAACCCCGGAUGAAUUCCACAGCUUGGGUGCUGACUCCCAGGUCUAA